Molecule: messenger RNA, 1185 nt
Organism: Menidia menidia (Atlantic silverside)
Lineage: Eukaryota; Metazoa; Chordata; Actinopteri; Atheriniformes; Atherinopsidae
Source: the annotation of a GenBank genome assembly
AUGGAGGAAGACAAUCAUGUUCCUGAGGACCUCUCCGUGGCGGAGAGGGAUGAGCUGUCCAACAUCCGACGGAGGAAGAGAGAGCUGCUCGAUGAUAUUGAGAGGCUGAAGUUUGAGAUAGCAGAGGUCAUGACUGAGAUUGAGCAGCUCACAUGUGUUGGGGAAAGUAAAACGUCCCAGAGAAACAAACAGAUUGCCAUGGGCAGGAAGAAGUUCAACAUGGAUCCCAAAAAGGGCAUCCAGUUCCUGCUGGAGAACGAUCUUCUCCAGCACACUCCCGAAGACAUCGCCCAGUUCCUUUACAAAGGAGAGGGGCUCAACAAAACUGUCAUAGGAGACUACUUAGGAGAGCGGGAUGACUUCAACAUCAAGGUUCUUCAGGCGUUCGUGGAGCUGCAUGAGUUUGCAGACCUGAACCUCGUCCAAGCGCUGAGGCAGUUCCUCUGGAGCUUCCGGCUGCCGGGUGAAGCCCAGAAGAUCGACCGUAUGAUGGAGGCCUUUGCCUCGCGCUACUGCCAGUGCAACCCCGGAGUCUUCCAGUCCACAGAUACCUGCUACGUGCUGUCGUUUGCCAUCAUCAUGCUGAACACCAGUCUGCACAACCCCAACGUCCGGGACAAGCCCCCCGUGGAGCGCUUCAUCUCCAUGAACAGGGGGAUCAACGAAGGAGGGGACCUGCCGGAGGAGCUUCUCAGGAACCUGUACGACAGCAUCAAAAACGAGCCUUUCAAAAUCCCAGAGGAUGACGGGAACGACCUGACGCACACGUUCUUCAACCCGGACCGGGAGGGCUGGCUCCUAAAGCUCGGUGGCCGAGUGAAGACGUGGAAGAGAAGGUGGUUCAUCCUGACCGACAACUGCCUCUACUACUUUGAGUACACAACAGACAAAGAGCCUCGUGGGAUCAUCCCUCUGGAAAACCUCAGCAUCAGAGAGGUGGACGAGCCCAGAAAGCCGAACUGUUUCGAGCUCUACAAUCCCAACCACAAAGGUCAGCUUAUCAAGGCCUGCAAGACCGAGGCGGACGGGAGGGUCGUCGAGGGCAACCACGUGGUGUACAGGAUAUCGGCCCCGACCCCGGAGGAGAAGGAGGAGUGGAUCAAAUCCAUCAAAGCGAGCAUCAGCAGGGAUCCUUUCUACGACAUGCUGGCCACCAGGAAGAGGAGGAUAGCCAAUAAGAAAUGA